Molecule: messenger RNA, 807 nt
Organism: Halichondria panicea
Lineage: Eukaryota; Metazoa; Porifera; Demospongiae; Suberitida; Halichondriidae
Exons: 2
Coding region: 70-708 (212 amino acids)
Source: RefSeq, a predicted model, not a curated record
CGUACGAAUCACUACAAGUGCAGCCUGCAAAGCUCUAUUUUUAUUUGCAACAUUUACAGCUUACAAACAAUGACUGCUGUAGCCAUGGAAUUCAGCACAGUGGAAAAAUUUAUGGUUGACCAGCAAGUGAGGAGACAUAGCUACCCAAUGAGACCACCUGGCGAGUUACCAGAAAGCGACCAUCCAAAAGCUAUCAGAUCAGCUUCUCUCGAACCAUCACCGACCAUCGGUAUUCGCUUGGGCUCCAAAGUGGCCAAACAAGCAGCCAAGUCUUUUUGGAACAUGGACAUGCUGCAUGAGAGCUUGCAGAAGAUAGCACAGUUUGCAGCCAUUGAGUCUUCCAGCCUAGGCAGUAGUAUCCAGUCAGUGGAUGAGGAACAAGAAGACCCAUUGGUUUCCUCCACUGAAGAAUGCAUGUGUUUCUCCCCCAUUGCCCCCCACCUCAUGUACCUCCCCUUCUCUCUAACUUCUCGCUCAGCACCCUCCACUCCCACACAGUCGCCACUCCUUGCUCUAAAGAGGCCUAAAAGUGCAUGUACAGAAAGAAAAAUGGAGAGAAAAGAUUCCACGAUUCCGAGAAAGAUAACCCCAGCUUCCCUCACCCCUAGAACUGCAGCAAAAGUUCGAUUCCACUUGUCUGGGUCUCAGUUAUCACUUCAAGGAGAACAGGAACACAAUCCUUAUGACGAUGGGUUUUAUGAGCCUUAAAACGAUUUUGUAUUGUGUUGAUUGCUAUCAUUUCAUCCUACCCUCAUAAUCUGUGUAUUCUUUCUACAUACUGUCUUUAAUUAACUCUUGAUUCUGAAA